Salpingoeca rosetta is the source of this 960-nucleotide messenger RNA. RefSeq lists its product as uncharacterized. The coding region runs from base 1 to 960 and encodes 319 amino acids. The transcript is spliced from 9 exons. NCBI's taxonomy places the organism in Eukaryota, Choanoflagellata, Craspedida, Salpingoecidae. Gene Ontology annotation, molecular function: protein tyrosine/serine/threonine phosphatase activity. The record is from RefSeq and is a predicted model, not a curated record. Gene Ontology annotation, biological process: protein dephosphorylation.
AUGGUGGUGUUGGUGGAGGUGUGUGCAGGGGUGUUUGUCGGCGAUUUUGGUGCCCUACAAGCGCAUGAGAGCCUGAAGGAACUCGAGAUCAACGCCGUCAUCAGCGUCCUCGUGGAGGACACAAAGCCGUAUCUACCAGACUGCGUGCGAAGGUUCAAGCAGGUGCCCAUCACGGACGAGGAGACAUCUGACUUGCUCAGCUUCCUUCCAGGAUGCAUGCAGUUCAUCGAUGAUUCCCUCGGCAUCGGUGGCAGCGUUCUCAUCCACUGCCAAGCAGGCAUGUCCAGGAGCGUGGCAGUGGCGUUGGCUUACAUAAUGUAUUCACGGCAAGAGGCACCGGGGUCAGCUUUCCGGUCCCUGAAGAAAGUUCACAGAGAAGCAAGACCAAAUGAUGGGUUUGUGAAGCAGCUCAAGCUGUUUGCUGCCAUGGGUAACAAAAUUGAUGACGACCAUCCAGAGUACAGAUUACACCGCCUCCACAACCUUGCUGACGAGCGAGCAUGGGGACAAGAGAUCCAGCCGUCCGCGCUUGCCGCAGACCCCAUCACUGUUCCCUUGACGCAGGGCGACGUGCCCGUCAGAUGUCGAAAGUGCAGGCGCGUUGUGUUCCAUGGCCGCAAUCUUCUUGAGCACACCCCUGGCGAGGGGCAAAUCUCCUUCCGCUACCGCCGCCGCGACAUGCACGCGCAACAAGACCUGUGUUCGUCAGUGUUUGCAGAGCCAAUGGCGUGGAUGAACGAGGUUGUGGACGGCGUCGUCGAGGGCAAGAUUACAUGUCCAAAGUGCCAAUAUCGGCUUGGAUCCUUCAACUGGAGCGGGGCGCAGUGUUCGUGCGGUGCGUGGAUUACGCCCGCGUUUCAGGUGCACAAGAACCGGGUGGAUAUUGGGAUUGCCGCGCCAGCAGCAAUGCACUUUUCAAAACCAGUCCCAAUUCCAGACAGGGGACCGCCAGCCUCAUGA